AUGGAUCAGCUGGCCGCUAGUAGUGUGAAAUCGGAACUCAUGAAGAGCCCUGAAAAGCGUCCGAUUUGCAUGAUAGAAGUUGAUGCUUUGGUUAACAAGUGUGUCAAGAGAAGAAGGAGGGAUACAUCUACGGCUGUUUCAACAACAGUUAGCAAUGCUGUGCCUAACCCUCAAUCUAGUACUACCACUACCACUACCACUACUACUACUACUGCCAAAAGAAGUUCCAGAUUUCGCGGAGUCAGCAGGCAUAGAUGGACAGGGAGAUAUGAAGCUCAUUUAUGGGACAAAGGGUCUUGGAAUCCAACACAAAGGAAGAAGGGAAAGCAAGUUUAUCUGGGUGCUUAUGAUGAAGAAGAAUCCGCAGCAAGAGCAUAUGAUUUGGCAGCACUCAAGUACUGGGGGACAUCAACUUUCACGAACUUUCCGGUGUCUGAUUACGAGAGUGAAAUUGAUCUAAUGAACACACUAACAAAAGAAGAAUACUUGGCCUCUCUAAGAAGAAGAAGCAGUGGUUUCUCAAGAGGUGUAUCCAAGUACAGAGGAGUUGCAAGGCACCAUCACAAUGGGAGAUGGGAAGCAAGGAUUGGGAGAGUGUUUGGAAACAAGUAUCUGUACCUUGGCACAUACGGCACCCAAGAAGAGGCAGCUCAUGCCUAUGAUAUUGCAGCGAUAGAAUACAGAGGCAUAAACGCCGUGACCAACUUUGACUUGAGCACAUACAUAAGAUGGCUCAGACCAGCAGGACCCAAUCCACUUGUUGCUAAUUCUCAUGAACAACCAAAACCAAAUAUUUUAGACUCCAACAACAACAAUCCAAGCAAGGAAGAGAGACAGAUUCCGAUCUUUACUCCGAAUAACUCAUUCGCAGUAGAGGACAUUGACACCGCAAGAACAAGGGACAUUUUCCAAAUGCAGAACACUAUGCCCCCCAUCAGUCCUAGUUGCACCCCCAAGUCUUCAUGUAAUUCCCCAACUGCACUCAGCCUCCUCCUCAAAUCCUCCAUAUUCAAAGAGCUGGUGGAGAAGAAUUUGAACGAUGAGAAUGAAGAAAGUGACGAUGAGAAGAGUGACAUAAUAAAGAACUUGCUCCCGCAGACAAACGGUACUGAAAAUCUGAAGAGGAUUUUGUAUGAAGGGAUUCACAACAUCCCUUUUUCGUGUGCAUCCAACACUGAUGCAUUGCCUGCUUUAGAGUCCCCGGAGAAGAACAUGCUACCAUUAAGGAGGCAGUCCCUUUGGAAUAAUGGUGCCAUGAACAUGUUCUCUUCUGCUGAUUUUCACUGA
This is a messenger RNA of Fragaria vesca subsp. vesca, 1287 nucleotides long. Its product is annotated as ethylene-responsive transcription factor WRI1-like. Lineage: Eukaryota; Viridiplantae; Streptophyta; Magnoliopsida; Rosales; Rosaceae. The record is from RefSeq and is a predicted model, not a curated record. Gene Ontology annotation, biological process: regulation of DNA-templated transcription. Gene Ontology annotation, molecular function: DNA-binding transcription factor activity; DNA binding. The transcript has 6 exons. Bases 1 to 1287 code for a protein of 428 amino acids.